Molecule: messenger RNA, 2769 nt
Organism: Liolophura sinensis
Lineage: Eukaryota; Metazoa; Mollusca; Polyplacophora; Chitonida; Chitonidae
Product: adenylyltransferase and sulfurtransferase MOCS3-like
Exons: 12
Coding region: 20-1408 (462 amino acids)
Biological process (GO): tRNA wobble position uridine thiolation; protein urmylation
Cellular component (GO): cytosol; cytoplasm
Molecular function (GO): thiosulfate-cyanide sulfurtransferase activity; adenylyltransferase activity; URM1 activating enzyme activity
Source: RefSeq, a predicted model, not a curated record
CAACAAACUGUUCGACAGGAUGGCAGAAAAAGAUGAACUGCAUCGACUUAGAACCCAGUUGGAAGAAAAAGACAAGGAAAUUGCAUUUCUGAGGCAAAAAAUAAACAGAGAAGCAAUACCUCCGAUCAUUUCCUCUCUUGAAGAUCAUUCUGAUAUUGUUGAAAAUAGACAAAGUUCAAACACAGGCUGUCAGCUGGACAAUGAGAGCAUCCUGCGAUACAGUAGACAGCUCAUUCUCCCUGAAAUAGGAGUUAAAGGUCAGCUUCUGUUGGAGCAAAGCUCAGUGUUAGUGGUUGGAGCUGGAGGACUUGGCUGUCCUGUGGCUGUGUAUUUGGCAGCAGCUGGAGUAGGCAGGCUAGGCUUGGUGGAUUAUGAUGAAGUAGAACUGAGUAACCUUCACCGUCAGAUACUGCACACAGAACCCAGGGUGGGUGUCUCCAAAUCUGCCUCAGCCAGCUUUGCAUGUCAACAAUUAAAUUCCAGAGUAAAAUGUAUCCCAUAUCAUCUUCAACUCGACAGUUCCAAUGCUUUGCAAAUUAUUCAGCAAUACAAUAUCAUCGUUGAUGCUACAGACAAUGUGGCCACACGCUAUUUACUGAAUGAUGCUUGUGUGUUGUCACGGAAGCCGCUGGUGUCUGGAAGUGCGUUAAGAUUUGAAGGACAGCUGACAGUUUACAAUCAUGAUGGUGGUCCAUGUUACAGAUGUCUGUACCCAUCCCCUCCUCCCCCAGAGACUGUCACUAACUGUUCGGAUGGGGGCGUGCUUGGGGUAGUUCCAGGUAUCAUAGGCUGUCUACAGGCCCUGGAGGUUAUCAAGAUUGUCACACAGAUUGGAUCAUCUUACACCCAGAAGCUGCUACUGUUUGAUGGGUUGGAUGGGGCCUUCAGACAGAUCAGACUCCGUGGCCGACAGAAGAGCUGUGUGGUGUGUGGGGAUUCUCCGUCUAUUACACGGCUCAUUGAUUAUGUACAGUUUUGCGGGGCUGGAGCCAAUGAUAAGGAACAACCUAGAAAUGUGCUGAAGGCAGAGGACAGGAUUUCAGUCAAGGAGUACAGUCAGAUGUUGGAGGAGUGCAUACCUCAUGUAUUAGUGGAUGUCCGGCAACCAGUCGAGCUUGACAUCUGUAAACUUCCCCAACCAGCUAUAAAUAUACCCAUAGAUAAGCUUCAAAACUCCACCCAGGUUCCAGAACCAGUGAUGUCACUGCGGAGUAAGUCACAAAUAUUCCAACAACAGCACGGCUCUCCCAUGCCGGUUGUCAUGGUGUGUCGUCAUGGCAACGACUCACAGCUGGCAGUUCACAGCUUACGACGUCACCUUCAGGACUGCCCAGUCACCAUCAAGGACAUUCAGGGCGGUUUGAAUGCCUGGGCCCACCAGAUAGACCCUGAGUUUCCAGUGUACUAGCUGUGAUAAAUUCAGGAGUGAUAUGUUUGUGAAAAAUAAGACACUAUUGGCAGAGUAUAUGGUGAAGGGAAAUACCAGAAAUACUUUCAGCAAGAUGUUGCACAGUGAAUAAAAGGGCGCAACUCCCAUUAAAGCACAGGUCAAUCCCAGCCUUUGCCUUGGUGACAGUAAGAGAUUUUAUUUUCAUUGAAGACCUUCUGUCUUCCACCAAUAUAAUGUGGGAAGGUUUGUCAGUGAAUGGUUGGUGGUUUACUGCAGGUGUUCUGCUUUCCUGCGCAGACAAGUGAAGAAAUCUUGAGCAUGGCAUUAUGCUUAAAUCAGUCACAUACUGUUCCACUGGGAGAUGAAACACAACCCACAAGUCCUUUGUUGAGUUACCUUUUCACAAAAAGCAUCAUGAUUUUGAUAUGGAAAGUUCUCUGCCCUGCUUCGUUCAGUUGAAAUAAGUUUUCGAGUCUCAGAUAAACACAUGAAGCAAUUUUUAUUUGUUUGAACAUGAUGCAAGCAAUGAAUCAGAUGUCAUUUGUCUGAAUAUAAUGCAAGCAAUGAAUCAGAUGUGGAUGCAUUCGGCCAUGUAAUAAUAAAUGUGAUACUGCUGUGUUUAUAAAUGUCAUUUCCAUUUGGGAAAAAAAUUGCAGAUUUUUAUUUGUACAUGUAUAUAUGUAAUAGAUACAGCAUUUAGCUGUGGCUUCACGGAACUUGACAUUUUAAUCUAAGCAGUAGAAAUAUCGUUGUUUCUAACUGGGAUGUAGCUUACUGUGAAAACUACUAUGAAGACUACUGUAAUUCUUCAACCAUUUUGCAUAUUCUGAAGGCAUUAUUCGGUGUAGACUGAUAAAAUUGUACUUUUUGUUAAGCCUUGAAAGUGGCCAACCCUACCAAUGUAGUUUUGUCUGCAAAAUCAAAUUAAAAACGUGCAUAAAUAUCACUGAAAGUUGUUCUUCCGAUGCGAAAAGGUAAAAUAAUUAGUAUUUUACGGUAGAUCAAAUGAUUUUCAUGCCACUGACUGGCCCUAUGGUUCCACUAGUUGUGCAGCAGGUUUGCCAGGUACUUGAUGAAAUAAUAUGGCCUUCUCCAUCCACAAAAAUGGGACACUCAACAAAUAAGUUCGCUCCCCACUUUUGAAACAGAACAUUUCUUCAUUUUAUGAACAAAUUACCUCCUUUUGCCUGGAUAUUGCGUUUGUAAUGUCCUGCCAUGUUUUCCUCCAUCAGUAAAAUCCUGUAGUUUGUAUUUCUGAAAAUGUACAAUCUCCGAGAUGUUUUCACACGUAUGACAGUUGUACAAAUAUUUUAUAAGUUUAAGAACCUACAAGAAAUAAUGACUAAUACAAAAUAUUUUUUGCAUGGUAUUUUAAUAAA